Molecule: messenger RNA, 1671 nt
Organism: Maudiozyma barnettii
Lineage: Eukaryota; Fungi; Ascomycota; Saccharomycetes; Saccharomycetales; Saccharomycetaceae
Gene: CLN2
Product: cyclin CLN2
Exons: 1
Coding region: 1-1671 (556 amino acids)
Biological process (GO): regulation of cyclin-dependent protein serine/threonine kinase activity; regulation of G1/S transition of mitotic cell cycle
Source: RefSeq, a predicted model, not a curated record
AUGGCUUCCAAUUCAAUUCCAGCUGGUCUGGUCGUAACAGCCAAACAAACAUACUACCCAAUCGAGCUCUCUAACUCAGAACUAUUGGCACACUAUGAUACUAUUCAAGAAUACCAACAAGAAAUCCUUUCAGAUAUGUUAGCUCAAUCAAACAAAUUUAAACCAAACACCAAAUUGAUUGAUCAACAACCAGAGAUGAACCCACUGGAGACUAGAACUCCUACCAUUACAUUCCUUUACGAAUUAUCUGUCAUGACUAGAGUUACAAACGGCAUUUUCUUCCAAGCUUGUAGAUUAUAUGAUCGUUAUUGUUCCAAGCGUGUAGUUCUUAAGGAUCAAGCUAAAUUGGUUGUUGCUACUUGUCUAUGGUUAUCCGCAAAGACUUGGGGUGGUUGCAAUCAUAUCAUUAAUAACAUUGUCGUUCCAACUGGUGGUAGAUUCUAUGGUCCAAACCCAAGAGCUAGAGUCCCAAGAUUAUCUGAAUUGGUUCAUUAUUGCGGUGGAUCAGAUAUUUUUGACGAAUCCAUGUUUCUACAAAUGGAAAGACAUAUCCUUGAUACAUUAAACUGGGAAAUUUAUGAACCAAUGAUCAAUGAUUUUGUAUUAAAUGUCGAUGAAAACUGCUUGAUCCAAUAUGAAUUAUAUGAAAGACAAAUCGAACAAAAGAAUCAAUUCAUUAGAAAGCGUGAAUCCCAAACUUCUCAAGACAGUGAUGCUACUGUCGACUUUAAUGAGAACGGUUCAAACAAUGCUUCCAACGGAACAACUAACCAAGAUAUAUCUAUGGCUAUUGAUCCAGUUAAUAUGGAUACAACUUUGAAUGAUGAAGAAGAUGAAGAUCUUAAAUUAAAGAUUCAAUUGAUCAAUUUAAAGAAAUUUUUAAUUGAUUUAUCUACUUGGCAAUAUGAGCUAUUAAACUUCGAGAUCUUUGAGUUGGCGUAUGGUAUCUUCUCUAUCAUUAACAGAUUCACUAAUCAAGAUCAAGGCCCAUUCUUAGUUACACCAACUCCUUCCAUGAACAAACAAACUCAAUUGUUUAACUUAUUUAUCAGUGCUGUAGUCGAUACUCCUGCAUCCUUAAUUGAAAUAUACAAAGAACAAAAAGGUAUUGUAUCCUUCAUUAAGAAUGUCAAGAGUUACCAUUCUGAUUUACAAAAGAAAAUGCAAAUGGCUUCAUCCAUAGAUUUAUCCAGAAGAAUCACUGUUAAUACUGGUUAUCCUCAAUCAAACUCUAAUAUCCCAUCACCAAUCUACUCUAACCAAAGCUAUACACCAAUGAGAAACGGUAGUGCUCAAUCUGAAAAUAGUGUCUUUAGUACGGUAGUCGGCCAUGGUUCACCAAUAACUCCAAUAUUACAUACAUUCCAACAUCUUAAGAAUGACAGUGCAUGUGCAAGUUCUAUGAGUGUUUCAAGCAUACCGAAUGGUAAAAUGAAUGGAUACAAUGCUCAAAACAGUGUGAUUACCAAUCAACAUCAUAUGGAUGAUCAAUAUUAUAAUGAAAGUAAUAAAGAAAAUCAAUAUCCUAAUCAUAUACCCCCAAGGGCUAAGUUCAUUAACACAGGGAUGUUCCAAUCUCCAAGUGGGACUAUCAACAGUAGAACAUCUAGCAAUAGAUCUUCAAUGAUAUCGUUAGCUCUUGCUAACAAUACAAACAGUAUGGCUACUUAA